Atta colombica is the source of this 1366-nucleotide messenger RNA. RefSeq lists its product as uncharacterized. The record is from RefSeq and is a predicted model, not a curated record. Gene Ontology annotation, cellular component: chitin-based extracellular matrix. Gene Ontology annotation, molecular function: structural constituent of chitin-based larval cuticle. Bases 228 to 1241 code for a protein of 337 amino acids. Lineage: Eukaryota; Metazoa; Arthropoda; Insecta; Hymenoptera; Formicidae. The transcript is spliced from 5 exons.
CUCAGUUCGCCUCGAUAUAGCUGUUGAUGACUGCGUUCCUCUUUCGUUUCUUUUCUUCCGUAAUUUCAUCCGGUCCGCGAAAUUAUCGCAAUGGAGACUGAAUGUAUGUAAUAGGAGUUUUGCUUGAGAAGUAAAGGAACGUUUUGACGCGGCGAUCGCUGCCUCAAAAAAAAACAACGAAGAGGAAAUUCGAAGAACACAUAUUGCAACCUCAUGAAGCAACCACCAUGACCAUGAUUUUGCGAACAUGUCUUUGUCUCAAUCUUUUGACGGCGUCGGCGCUCUGUUUAACGGCGGACGAAAUUGAGGCCCAGAGAAGCGGUUGGAACUUAAAUCCCAAUACGCAGUAUCACAUUCAGACUGAUGAGGGUCCGGAGAGAUUUUUUCGCUUUCAAACAUCGAAUGGCCAGUAUAGGAAAGAGAAAAGAUUGGCUGAUGGUACAGUGAUCGGCACUGAAGGCUGGUUAGAUCCUCUUGGAUAUUUACGACUGAAGGAUUACAUCGCGGACCACGAGGGAUUUCGAAUUUUAAAGUCAAAAAUGGUUUAUGUCGGUAAAGAUCGACCUAUUCAGGACGCGGUGGCGGAAGCAAAGAAGACUCCAGCGCAGACUGGAAUCUUAGCCAGGCCCAAAAGGCCACCAAAUCCUUUCAGACGACCAGAUUCUAAUGCCAUCGUGCCGCUGUCUGGCAACGACAUUACUUCCGGUUAUUACGCUCCGACGACUAUCAGACCCCGACCGAUUUCGAGAAACAAUUAUUAUUCUAGUCGAUCAGGCUACCCUUCUGAACUUCAGAAUCUGGACAUUUAUCAUCAACCACAUGCUAUGUAUUAUCGCGAAUCCGCAGUUCGACCACCAACUCAGAUUCUCGAAGCUCCAUACGAUCCUGCUAUCGGAAGUUCCUCCCUCAAGCCAAGCUAUCAAUCGCCAAGUGUUUCUCGAAACGAUUUCCCGUCAUAUGACGGCACUCAUACCACAGCGAAUGGUUUCCAGUAUUAUUUAAGAAGGCAAUAUCAUGAGGAAGAAAGGGAGCCUGAAGGCAACAACGUCGGCUCUUUCGGUUAUAUCGAUCCAUUUGGUAUUAGACGGGUGAUUUAUUAUAAAACGGAUCCGUUCUCCGGUGGAUUCCUCCAUAAAAAGAACAAUCGAUACGUCGGUUUCAACGCGACGCCAUACGAUCCACUUCCGCCUGAUCUGUCCAGGACACGACUCUUGAGAGCUCUCCCGACGAGCGCUUCGUAACAGUUCCGUCAUUAUUCAUUGCUUUGCCACGUUGUAGCAUCACAUGUUAUCGCGAAGAGUUCAUUCAAUAUCGCGUCGACGCUGGGUUUCGCUACGCUGAACGGCCUUGGUUCGAUGAUCUCGAC